This is a messenger RNA of Leptonychotes weddellii (Weddell seal), 891 nucleotides long. It is a transcript of the gene MRGPRD, whose product is annotated as MAS related GPR family member D. Gene Ontology annotation, biological process: G protein-coupled receptor signaling pathway. The record is from RefSeq and is a predicted model, not a curated record. NCBI's taxonomy places the organism in Eukaryota, Metazoa, Chordata, Mammalia, Carnivora, Phocidae. Gene Ontology annotation, cellular component: plasma membrane. Gene Ontology annotation, molecular function: G protein-coupled receptor activity.
AUGAGUAAAAUCCCCGAAGACAACCCCCAGGUAGACACACUGGACACAACUCCAGAGGUGCUGAGCUCCCUGGCCACGUUCAUCUGUGCGUGCGGCAUGAUGGGCAAUGGCCUGGUGCUCUGGCUGCUGAGCUGCCGGGGUCCAAGGACCCCCUUCUGCAUGUACGUCCUCCACCUGGCCGUGGCUGACCUCCUCUUCCUCCUCUGCACGGCCGUCACGCUCUAUCUAGAAACCCCCGUGCUGGCCUACGAGGUGAUGCAGAGAGUGAAGUUCUUCGCCUACACCGCCAGCCUGAGCCUGCUGACGGCCAUCAGCACGCAGCGCUGCCUGUCUGUCCUCUUCCCCAUCUGGUACAAGUGUCACCAGCCCCAGUACCUGUCAGCCGUGGUGUGUGCCCUGCUCUGGGCGCUGUCCCUCCUGAUGAACGUGCUGGCCUCACUCUUCUGCAGCAUCCUGGUACGGCACUCUGUCUUCAGCUUCCUCAUUAUGGGGAUCUUCACCCCGGUGAUGACCCCGUCCAGCAUGACACUCUUCGUGCGGGUGCGGAGGAGCUCGUGGCAGUGGCGGAGGCGGCCCACGCGGCUGUACGUGGUCCUCCUGGCCUCCGUCAUGGUGUUCCUCGUCUGCGCCCUGCCCCUCGGCAUCAGCUGGUUCUUCCUCUACUGGCUGGACGUGCCCCAGGAACAGAAGGCUCUAUUCCACCACGUGGCAUGCCUCUCGUCAGCCCUGAGCAGUAGUGCCAAUCCUGUCGUCUACUUCGUGGUGGGCAGCCAGGGUCACCGGGGCCGGUGGGUGCCCCUGGGGGCCGUACUCCUCAGGGCGCUGAGGGAGGAGCCUGAGGGGGAGGGGAGGGAGACACCCUCCACCGGCACCAACGAGCUGGGGGCCUGA